AAAACCAAUGAAGCAAAAUAGAACAGAUAUCCCAUUUUCCCACCACCACCCUUCUUACCAAACACAAAUUCACACAUCCCUUUAUAUAAACUUUAUAAACCCACACACCAAAAUACUAUUUUCUAAUUAUAAUUAAUUCAAAUUAAAUAAUAUGGACCUAGUCCAGCUCACACUCUCCACCGCCCUCUUCCUCCUCUCCGCCGCCUUCCUCCACACAAUCCUCACCGCCGCAAAGCGCCGCCGCCGCCUCUCCUACCCACCGGGCCCACUCGCCCUCCCCAUCAUCGGCCACCUCCACCUCCUCGGCCCGCGCCUCCACCAAACCUUCCACGACCUCUCCCUCCGCCACGGGCCCUUAGUCCAGCUCCGCCUCGGCUCCGUCGCGUGCGUGGUGGCGUCCACGCCGGAGCUCGCCAAGGAGUGCCUGAAGACCCACGAGCUCGUCUUCUCCUCCCGGAAACACUCCACCGCCAUCGACAUCGUCACCUACGACUCGUCGUUCGCCUUCUCGCCGUACGGGCCGUACUGGAAGUACAUCAAGAAGCUCUGCACGUACGAGCUCCUCGGCGCCAGGAACCUCCUCCACUUCCGGCCGAUCAGGACACUUGAGGUGAACAGCUUCGUCGGAGAUCUGAUGGCCAAGGCGGAGUCCGGCGAGGCGUUCAACGUCACGGAGGAGCUGGUCAAGCUGACCAGCAACGUCAUCUCCCACAUGAUGCUCGGGAUCCGGUGCUCCGGCACCGACGGCGACGCCGAGGCGGCGAGGACGGUCAUCCGGGAGGUGACGCAGAUAUUCGGCGAGUUUGACGUGGCGGAUAUUAUCUGGUUCUGUAAGAACUUUGAUUUCCAGGGGAUUAGGAAGAGGUCCGAGGAUAUUCAGAGGAGGUACGAUGCCUUGCUGGAGAAGAUUAUCACCGACAGGGAGGAGCUGCGGCGGAACCACGGCGGCGCCGCCGGGGAAGCUAGGGAUUUUCUCGACAUGUUUCUGGAUAUUAUGGAAGGUGGGAAAUCCGAGGUUACAUUCACUAGAGAACAUCUCAAAGCUCUCAUUUUGGAUUUCUUCACCGCCGGCACCGACACAACCGCAAUCACGGCGGAAUGGGCGAUAUCGGAGCUAAUCAACAACCCAAAAGUACUCCACAAAGCCCAACAAGAGAUCGACAGAGUCAUCGGCUCCGAUCGGCUGGUGCAGGAAUCCGACGCCGCCGAUCUCCCUUACCUAAUGGCAAUCAUCAAGGAGACUUUCCGCCUCCACCCUCCGAUCCCGAUGCUCGCCAGAAAAUCAAUCUCCGACUGCGUGAUCGACGGCUACGAUGUCCCCUCAAACAGCCUCCUCUUCGUCAACCUCUGGUCAAUGGGCCGGAACCCUAAGAUCUGGGUGAAUCCGCUGGAGUUUCUGCCCGAGAGAUUCCUCCAGAAGGAGAAUUCCGCCAUUGAUAUUAAAGGGCAGCAUUUUGAGCUUCUGCCCUUUGGUACGGGCAGGAGGGGCUGCCCGGGGAUGCUGUUGGGCAUACAGGAGGUGAUUAUUAUUAUUGGGACUAUGAUUCAGUGCUUCGAUUGGAUACUCCCCGACGGGUCGGGUCGGGUCGAUAUGACGGAGCGACCCGGGUUGACUGCCCCGCGGGCCCAUGACCUGUUUUGCCGUGUUGCUCCGAGAAUUGACCCGGUUGCGAUUUCGGCCCAUAUUUGAUUUGUUUUUGAGCUAUAAUUAGUUUUUUUUUUAAUGCUGGGUAUGGAUUAAUUAAUAUUUGUGUCUUUGAUCUUAAAUGAAUGAGUAUGUGUGAUUACAAUUCCAUAAACAUGUUGAUUUGUUUUGUUUUUCUGAGAAAUGCAACUUAAUGCUUGAAUAAUUGAAAGUCAUUUUUAUC
Messenger RNA from Erythranthe guttata (spotted monkey flower), 1868 nucleotides. Its product is annotated as cytochrome P450 93B2. The record is from RefSeq and is a predicted model, not a curated record. Gene Ontology annotation, molecular function: iron ion binding; heme binding; monooxygenase activity. NCBI's taxonomy places the organism in Eukaryota, Viridiplantae, Streptophyta, Magnoliopsida, Lamiales, Phrymaceae.